Messenger RNA from Cyphellophora europaea CBS 101466, 213 nucleotides. RefSeq lists its product as uncharacterized. The record is from RefSeq and is a predicted model, not a curated record. The transcript has 2 exons. The coding region runs from base 1 to 213 and encodes 70 amino acids. Lineage: Eukaryota; Fungi; Ascomycota; Eurotiomycetes; Chaetothyriales; Cyphellophoraceae.
AUGCCCUCCUCCAAAGGCGAGCCCACCGACCCUGAACUCCGCGACCGCAUCAAGGAGGAAGUCAAGGCCGAAGAGAAAGGAGGAGGCAAGGGAUCCUGGUCCGCCUGGAAAGCGGGCGAGAUGGCCCGCCGCUACGAGGCCCAGGGCGGCGACUACAAGGACACGGGCGACAACAAGAACAAGGCGCAGAAGGGGGAGCCCGAGAAGAAGUGA